Molecule: messenger RNA, 2940 nt
Organism: Cuculus canorus (common cuckoo)
Lineage: Eukaryota; Metazoa; Chordata; Aves; Cuculiformes; Cuculidae
Gene: CIZ1
Product: CDKN1A interacting zinc finger protein 1
Exons: 15
Coding region: 188-2398 (736 amino acids)
Cellular component (GO): nucleus
Molecular function (GO): zinc ion binding; nucleic acid binding
Source: RefSeq, a predicted model, not a curated record
GGUGGGGUUUGGAAAGCUCCUCCACAGGCUUGCGAUGAGCCCGGGGGGAAGGAGGAGGCGGGGGGCUCGGCUCGGUGAAUGAAUGGGCGGCCGCUCCCCUGCUCCAUGGCGGCCGCGCUGAGCCGCGCCAGCCCCGCGCUCCAGCCGCGUUUUGUCUCAGGCUCGCCCCGCUUGGAGCUCCCCAGACAUGUUCAACCAGCAGCAGUUCCAGCAGCAGCUGCUGCAGCUCCAGCACCUCCUCCAGCAGCAGCAGCACCACCCCCCCCCGGCGCAGCAGGGAGCUCGGGGUUUGCCACCACCGCAACAGCAACAGAUGCUGAGCUUACGGGCAACAAAUCAACCAUCGCUGCUCAAUGCCAAUCCUAUGCUUCAGCGGGCCUUACUCAUGCAGCAGAUGCAAGGAAACCUGCGUGGAUUUAACAUGACAGCGCCAGCACUGCAGCAGUUUUUCCCUCAGGCUACGAGACAUUCCCUCCUGGGGCCACCGCCUGUUGGGGUCCCGUUAAAGCCCACUCGCCUGGGCUUCCCCAACCUUCCCUUCCAGCGGCAGAACCGGAACUUUCGCAAGGACUUCCAGAGGGUUCCUGAGAGAAAGCGGGAGUUAGAUCCUGGUUCGUCAUCUCAGACACAAGGUGAUGAGGGAGCACAAGCAGGGUCAGAGCGGAACAGCUUCUCACCGUCCACAGAGCCAAGAACUCCAGCAGAUUCUGUGUUGAACACUGAGCCUGCAGCAAAAAGACUGAAGAGCAUGACUGAGAAGUCUGCAUUAGAGGAUGCCAGAGACAGCAGGGACAUUGGAGAGCCAAGCACCUGCGUCCAAGCUGACGGCACUGGCAGUGCAAAGGAGUACACAACUGAAGAUCCCUCUAAAGAGAGGAGGUUCUCUGAUGAACUAAAGGCUCCUGAGGUGUUGAGCUCUGGUGGUUCACUGAAAGUGACUAUCCAGCAGAGCAGUGAAAGCAGAGCCAUCAGUACAACAGCUCUGAAACCAGGGCACUGGGCCUGUGAGGUGGGCACAGCCAAUCCCAACCCUGAAUCAGCCCUCAAGUUCUACUGCUAUAUCUGCAAGACCAACUGCUGCAGCCAGCAGAAUUUCCAAUCCCACAUGGCUGGAAUUCAGCACCAGCAGCGGCUUGGGGAGAUUCAGCACAUGAGCAAUGUUUGUUUUGUUUCAUUACUGCCCAUGGUGAAGGAGCAGAAGGUGCUGGCAGAGAAAGAUGGAGAGACGCAGCAGCGAUGGUGUAACACUUGUCAGAUACACUUCACUGGGGAUCUCAUCAAACAUCGCAGGACCCAAGAACACAAGCUGGCCAAACGCUCGCUUCGUCCUUUCUGCACUGUCUGCAGCCGCCACUUCAAGACACCUCGCAAGUUUGUUGAGCAUAUGAAGUCCCCCGAGCACAAACAGAAAGCCAAAGAGGUGAGGCUGGGAGAGAAGGAGUUGGGCAGCCCAGAGGAUUCAGAGGAGUUGAUCACAGUGGAUGCUGUUGGCUGUUUUGAAGAUGAUGAUGACGAGGAGGAGGAGGAAGAGGGGGGAACUGGUGAAGAGGAAGACCUUGAUGUAGCGCUGAUGGAGAGUGAGGAUUCUGCUGCCAAGCAGACUGGGCUGAAGGAAGUGUCUUUGGAAGAUUACGAAGGAAGCGAGAAGUAUUGUCCAGACACAGCCUAUGGCCUGGAUUUUCUGGUCCCCGUCGCAGGUUACCUCUGCAGGCUGUGUCACAAAUUCUACCAUAGCGACUCUGCUGCCCGGCUCGCACACUGCAAGUCCCUGAUGCAUUUUGAGAACUUUCAGAGAUACAAGGCAGCGAGGCAUCGCGCCGCAGCUGCUUACCCCGAAGCUCCUUUGCAUUCCCAGGGCUCCAGCUCCCAGUUGCUGGAUAAUACAAAACAGCUUCCUGCUACCACAGGAGAAACUGCCAAGAAGAUGAAUGAUGAUCGUGGAAUAGUCAGGGCAGGUAUAGAGCCACCAGCCCUGCAAGAACAAGCUUCGAGCUCUCUGGAGGGUAAGGGUGAGCUGGCCACCUCUGUAGCAGAGGGGAGAAGCCGAGCCAGUGUGACUGACGAUGUCUGUGGAAUCACGGUUGUAGAAGAAGAAAACCUGCAGGAGGAGAGCAAGUCCACUACUGUGAGUGCCGAGUGCCUGCUGCCCGAAGAGAACCGCGCCCCAGGACAGGCGCUGGGACACGAAGUGUCCGAGGAGGAGGAAGCCAGUGCAGCUGGGCAAAGCGAAGGCACGGAUGACUGCCAGGAUCCAGGGGAUGGAGGGGGUUUAGGACAGGAUGAGGCAGCAGAUGCAGGCAAGGAAGCAGCGGCAGAGCCUUCCUCCCUAGCCAAAGGCGAGACAGACAGUCUUGCCUCUGCUGGGUGCCGACGCUCCCAUAGGCGCAAACCCAGAUAGAGUGGCCUUAAAGGGAGAGCCCUUUACAUACGAUAUUUGUUGGAAAUGUUUAUUUUCUGAGUCUUUUAAUAGAGCAAAAACCUUCAACUUUACUGCUGUUUUUAUUUUAAGAAUAAAAUAAGCCUGGCUUUAGCGUGUCUAAUACAGGAUGGUGUUGGUUAUUACUUGUACAGCUGGGAAACAACUAUGUGGAAAGGCUGAGGUUUGGAUAGCUCAACCUGAAAGAAGAUGGUAAAGUGAUUUCCACAGGAGACAAAGCUCAUGAAACAGAUGGAUGUGGACUUAUUUUUCACUAAGAAUUCUUUAUAGUUCCUCUCUUGCUUCUUUUCCAGGCAUGGGAAAAGUUUCUCUCUUGGGAGACUGUGUGCCCAAUCCUGUUCCUCAGAACAGUUUCCUUUUGAAGAUGCACACUCUUGGACAAAUACUGUGACCUAAGUGAGGCAAGAAUGUGCAUCUUAGUCCUUUAUUAAUACUACACAGCUUAACGCAGUCUGCUCUCAUAGUGGAGACUCUCAGGAACAAAUUUUGUUUCAAACUGAUUU